This is a messenger RNA of Aspergillus niger, 675 nucleotides long. RefSeq lists its product as uncharacterized. The transcript has 4 exons. Lineage: Eukaryota; Fungi; Ascomycota; Eurotiomycetes; Eurotiales; Aspergillaceae. The record is from RefSeq and is a predicted model, not a curated record. The coding region runs from base 1 to 675 and encodes 224 amino acids.
AUGGGGCCGCGAUCCUCCCAUCCCAGAGAGAUACACAUUCUGGUUUUAGUUGCUUAUUCUCCUUCCUUGCCUACUGUAGCUUACUUGGAUCGGGUUUCCGGUACCAAGCCAACCAGGAGGGGACUAGCUGCCUAUUUUCUUGCCUGCGUCACUUUGUCUGACACAGCGGACGGGCACUUGAGAAGCUUCUGUGUGAAGUGUUACUGGCUGGGUGAGGGAGAGGCCCCGACCGUAGAUAUGGAGCAGCCAAGUGGGCGGGCAUCGAUGUUGGAUAUUACAUUUACAGCGUACCCAAGGAAAAUGGAUCUACCGGUUCAGCCACUUUGUAACCGAGCCAGUGAGUUUUAUUUUAUACGGGGAUGUGAAAGGAGAAAAAGAGUGACAACAAGUCGCUGCCUAGUAUUGAGAAGGAGGAAGAACAAGUCACUCCGUCACUUCAAGCAAAGAUGCAAGAUACAGACUGGACUGUACAGUAACAAACCCGAUGCAAGUAAGUUAAUCGAAACCAACUGCUUAGGCAGUAGUGACAAAUCAUGUGGUCGCAUCUCAGCUCUUUCCACGGUUAGGAAACCUCGUGUCAUGGCGCAGGCACGCCCUGCAAUUGGAUGCUCGUCUGGGAUCGCUGCCAUACAAGCUUUGCACCAUCACAAACUCACAAACCACCAUGUCGCUUAG